Messenger RNA from Humulus lupulus (European hop), 1640 nucleotides. RefSeq names its product pentatricopeptide repeat-containing protein At4g35850, mitochondrial. Bases 29 to 1453 code for a protein of 474 amino acids. Gene Ontology annotation, cellular component: mitochondrion. Gene Ontology annotation, molecular function: protein binding. The transcript has 13 exons. Lineage: Eukaryota; Viridiplantae; Streptophyta; Magnoliopsida; Rosales; Cannabaceae. The record is from RefSeq and is a predicted model, not a curated record.
GGCCCAAUUUUGUUUUCAUUAGGCCCAAAUGUGGAGAAACGGAAUAAGGGGUUUGGGAGGUUUCUGGGUUUUAUACGAAGUUGUUCAGAUCAGAGAGCAGAGCAACGCCAUUGCCAUGAGGCUCCACAAGCUCAUUACUGGGCAGCACAGGUCACUGGCCCAACUCCUGGGUCGCCGAUACUUCUCCGCCGCCGCUUCGACGGAGGAAUACGCAAAGAGGAACUAUGCAAACAAUGUUUCCGAGUACAAUACUGUUAUCGAUUCCGUCUCAGCUCAGAGAAGGCACUUCUUGUUGAGGGAUGUGUAUGAGGAUAUGGUGCUGGACGGUGUGCAGCCAACAAGGGACACGUUUCAUUCGCUCAUUGCGGGAACAAUGAAAGGGGCUCGGUUGCAGGAUGCUUUCUUCUUCACUGACCAAAUGAAGUCUAUGGGUUUGGUCCCUGAUGUUACGCUGUACAACAUUUUGAUCUCACUUUGUGGGAAGUGCCAUAACUCCGAUCAGGCUAUUCGGGUUUUGGAUGAUAUGAAGAUUUUCGAAGUAAAGCCAAUGGUGCAAUCCUACGUCUGUCUGCUUAAUGCAUGCGCAGCUGCUGGCCGUUUAGAUAGAGUGUAUGCCAUUAUUCGUGAUAUGACUGCUGCUGGCCUUGGGCUAAAUAAGUAUUGCUAUUCAGGACUUAUAACAGCAUAUAAAAACAAAACACCUGUACCAGAAGAUUUUGCAUCCAAAAUCAUUGAGUUUGUGGAGCGAUCAAAAGAGUGGACAUCAGUUGAAUCAUCCAGUGUCUCUGCUGAUAAUAUGAUGAUGGGUGUCUCUUUAGAGGAGUUAUAUAACAUGCCUACGGCCGAGUACGCUCAUCGGCGAGGGGGAUUUAUUAAUAAUCAACUAACCAUAUAUCACGUUGCAUUUCAUGCUUGUGCAGACCUCAAAAAUGUAAAGUUGAUGGAGACUCUUUCCGAGAUGUUACAGAAGGAUGGAAAAGUUCCUGAUACAUUUAUUACCAUGCAAAUUAUGAGGUGCUAUUUACACACUGGGGACAUUGACAGUGGUCUAAAAACUUUUGAAGACUACAUGAAUUCAGGGAGAUCUGCUCCAGCUGUGGAACUAUACGUAACUCUUGUGGAGGGAGCCAUGAUCGGGUAUACUCCCAAGGGAAUGCAGAUUGCACAAGACACGUUGGUAAAUAUGAAUUCCAGGGGAUUUUUCUUGAGCCCGAAGAUGGGAAGCGAUCUACUUCUUCAAGCUGCCGGCGAAAAGACCGGUGGCUAUACUAUUGCGAACCUUAUUUGGGACUUGAUGCAGACCCGCAGAAUAACUCCUACGCUUGCAGCAGUGCAAGCAUAUUACAAUGGCUUAAAAACACGCGAGAUUCCUGCAGACGAUCCUCGUAUUCUUCAGGUUACUCGAAUUUAUGAGAAUCUUCGCGACAGAUUUGGACCCGGACGAGCUAGCUAAGUUUGUUCAUUUUACAGAUUUUUUGUUCUUUUUUUUUUACUAUGAAUCUAGUUUGUUGCAGAGAAACACUAUAUUCUCAUCCUUCAUAGCUAGGAGUGAGAUAUUUUCCCAAUUAUAAUCCUUGUAAGAGGAAGGCAAAAAGUUGGAAGUUAUGGGAUAUAUUUGAUUAAAGUUCAGUUUUGUUGGA